AUGGAUGCAAGUGAAAGGAUCGAAUUGGAUAUUGAUGAAUUUGGAGUUCCGUGUGGUGGCGAGUCAUCUCUUUUUGCAUCCUUUCUUGGGACGAUUUCAAAGAACAACACCUUGACUCCACUGUCGAUAGAGCAUUGGAAAAGAAGAGAGUUUAAACCAUUUCACCGGAAAAUACUGAAAAUCACCAAGUCAAAGUUUUGGUAUCCUGCCUAUCUGGACAAGUGGAUUUUGCAAGCUGUUAACCGGAAGUGGGCAGAGUUCAAGUGUGAUCUAAAGAACAAGCACUUUGGAUUUGGGAAAACAGUGGAGAGCAUUAUGGCUGAGGGACUCCCACAAGGUGUUACCGAUGUAACUCAGUGGUACACCUUGGUAGCUAGCUGGUUUACAGAGAAAAGCAAGAAAAUGAGUAAAGUAAACAGCGACAACGCUAAGAAGAAGAAGUUGCAUCACACGGCAGGAAGGAGGAGUAUUGCAAGGAUAAGAAAGGAAUUGAGGGCAAAAUUAGCCAGAGCCCCUACUAGACUUGAAGUUUUUGAAGUUCUCCAUAAGAGGAAUGACGGAACAUACAUUGAUGACUAUGCUAAGGAUUUCAUGGAUAAAGCAGCCGAAAUGGAGGGCCCUAGGGAGGAAGUUUUUCAGAAGCUAGCAGGCUCGGAGCAUAAUGGGAGGCUCCGAUGCAUGGGGUUAGGGCCAACUCCGACCACGUAUUUUGGAGUGUGCUCAAGAGGGGCUGCAUGUGGAUCGUGUUCGGCUGGUCAUUCAUGUGCAGAUGCGACUGCUUUGAAAGAGGAGUUAAGGGAGGUGAAGAAACACAUGGAUGUCAUGGCGAGGUUCAUCAGUAGACAGUUUCCCGGACAAAACUGGAUGGAAGAUGCUGAAAACAAUCAUGGUGUCACUAGUGAAGCUGCUCCGUCAAUGGGUUCUCGAGCUUCGUGA
This is a messenger RNA of Linum trigynum, 936 nucleotides long. The record is from the annotation of a GenBank genome assembly. Lineage: Eukaryota; Viridiplantae; Streptophyta; Magnoliopsida; Malpighiales; Linaceae.